UCGGAUGCUGCAGCAGAUACACUGCAUUGCUCUUACCCGAGCUGCUUCAACUUCCAGCAAAUAAAAACAAAACAAUAUUAAAAACGGAGUUUGCGGUAACUACGAGGUUUGGAUUUAAAUCUACAUUUUGAACUUUUACGGAGGGGAGUGCUUCAUUCCCUCCCUUCCUAAAGAGUCAUAAAGAAUAGAGAACAGGUACAGCGCGCGCAGGAUGGAAAAGCAGAUAUGUUAAAAGUACAACGCAGGACUGCUGAACUAGUGUUGUGUUAAGAGACAGAAGAAAACUAUUUGCUUUUCCUGAGAUGCUGAAGCUGCGUAAAGUCGCGAGGUCGGGAAGUAGCGGACCUGAGAGAGCGCAGGGGAUCUGCCUGCCUUUCAUUUUGCCGCUGCUCAUGUUCACACCGACCGUGGACUCGUCCUGGUGGUACAUUGGUGCACUUGGCACGCGAGUCAUAUGUGACAACAUUCCUGGCCUGGUCAACGAGCAGCGGCAGUUGUGCCAGAGACACCCAGACUUAAUGCAGUCAAUUGGAGAGGGAGCUAAGGAAUGGAUUCGCGAGUGUCAACACCAGUUCCAGCACCAUCGCUGGAACUGCAGCACACUGGAACGUGACCACACCGUCUUUGGCCGUGUCAUGCUGCGAAGUAGCCGUGAGGCAGCAUUUGUAUAUGCAAUCUCCUCUGCUGGAGUGGUGUAUGCAAUCACUCGAGCAUGCAGCCAGGGGGAGCUCAGGAGCUGCAGUUGUGACACCCACAAGAGAAGAAGAGCGCAUGAUGAAAUGGGAGACUUUGACUGGGGUGGCUGUAGCGAUAACGUGAAUUAUGGUAUCAAGUUCGCCAAAGCCUUUGUGGAUGCCAGGGAGAGAAUGGUAAAAGACGCCCGAGCACUGAUGAACCUUCACAACAACCGCUGUGGUAGAAUGGCAGUGAAGCGCUUCAUGAAGCUGGAAUGCAAGUGUCAUGGCGUCAGUGGUUCAUGCGCUCUUCGGACAUGUUGGCUUGCUAUGUCUGAUUUCCGGCAAACAGGAGAUUACUUGAGGAAAAAGUACAACACAGCGGUGGAGGUCACAAUGAACCAGGAUGGCACAGGGUUUAUGGCUGCAGACAGGAACUUCAAAGGUACAACCAAAAACGAGUUGGUGUACGUGGAAAACUCUCCAGACUAUUGCCUCAUGGACCGAACAGCAGGUUCUCUGGGCACAGCAGGGAGGGUGUGCAAUAAAUCAUCCAAGGGCAUGGACGGCUGUGAAGUUAUGUGCUGUGGUCGUGGAUAUGACACCACGCGGGUUAAACGGGUCACUAAGUGCGAGUGCAGAUUCAAGUGGUGCUGCUCAGUGGAGUGCCAAGACUGUGAAGACACUGUGGAUGUGCAUACUUGCAAACCACAUAAACGCCCAGAUUGGCUAGAUCUUACUUGACUUCUGUGGGUGUGGCCAAUUCUUUUAAAAUAUUCUCUUCUCAGGACUCCCAAGUGGACCAAAGAAUCAUAGGAUGCAUGGUCCUGGCUUGCUGGUUUCUGUCUACAGAAUGUUAAUCCUUGUUUGACUUCCAUGGCAACAGUGCAGAAGUAAAACUGUUCUUCAUUCUGGAGCAUUGCUAGUCUUUGGACAACAAAAGAAAAAAAGGAUUUAAUAUUUGUUUUUUCUCUGAUGUUGUCAUGGUUUAAUCACCUUGGAUAAGAGCAUAGAAACUGCUAUACGCUGCUUUAAAAAUGUACAGAAAAGAAACUAUUUGACCAUUUGUUUGACAAGAACUUCUUUUAGUAUUUGCUGUGGACUCAGUGCACUCAGUGCAUCAUGAAUAUUAUCUGCAACAACUGCCUAAAAACAGAUGAGUUCUUACUCAAAUUGAAUUGUCUGAAAGCAUACCCCUCUGUGAGAUUUGCACAACAACAAAAUCAAAUCUACACAAGGAGGUCAUACUGUUGUUGAACGUGGAAAGACGCGGCAUUAAACAUGGUACAAUGCUAUAGUUAUGUUUCUUUAAAAUUCUUUCCAUUUUAAUAUAUUUGACUUGGACAAAAAGAGAAAGAUCAAAUUCCUUCUAAACCCUAUUGUCAUUAUGCAUUAUAUAAGAUGAUGGUAUUUUAAACUUUUGUUAUUGAAACUGAAUAUCUUAGCACUUAAGCAUAAUUUUACAUGUAAGCACUUUUUGUGAGGGUUUGGAUACGACCGGGUUUGGAUACGACUUUGGAUACGAUUCUCUCAAAAACUGAGUAUUGUUUACAAGGAAUGAAAUAAAAAGAAAACCAAACAAACAAGCUUACGUACAAUUAAAAUAUCAUUUCAUUUAAUGUACGUGUACUAUUACUGUAGAGAUGGACCAAUCUGACAGUCUGCACCGAUCUGAGUUUCAGUUUUGGAGCUUAAUACUGUCCUGAAACAUUGGAUUGAUAAUGCACUGGAUUUGAUACAUUUUCCAUUUCAAGUGGUGGAUGUGUGCGGUGUUGACUGACAUGACACAGAAUCUGGAAGCGAAUACAGGACACAGCUUAUUCUAAAGCAUGUUGCCAUCAAGCCUCACAUAACUUGGCAGCAGAAUCUUGCAGAUAUACUCGGCUACUAAGAGGAUAUCAGUAAUGGAGCAGCAUUGAAUAUUGGACAAUAUUCAGUGCUCUGAAUCAUAUCAGUAUCAUAUCACAAAUGGAAAAAGUGGGAUCAUUCCAUCCUUUAGAGUAGAGUCUAUCCUCCGAUCCUCUGCUGUUUAAGCUUGUACAGCAUGUUACAUUUUAACUUUCACGUGUUAGUAUGCUGUUUCCUAGCAACACUAGACAUUAGGUGGCCAAGCAACACAGGCUAUUAACUAUACUACAUAGCAGUUGUUGCUAAAUCAUGCGUAUUUGUCUUAAAAUCAAAGUGAUUAUUUACCCUCUGAAAAGUCUCACCGGUAAUCUUUAGGUCCUCAUGCUAAACUAAAUGUGAUACUAAAUGUCAAAUCAUUACCAUAUAAAAAUAUAGCGUACCAUGCUUGAGUAGUAAAAAUAGCCAGGACAGCAUGGCUAGCAUUCAUUUUGCUACGCCAAACCUUCUGUUUCUAAAUUUGUUAUUAAGAUGGAUGAGUGGAGACAGAGCUUUGGCAUACUGCUGGGAUAACGCAUGUCCAAAAUGCCACUUCCAUUAAUCUAAAGCAACCUGAACCUUUGUCAUGUACAGAAUAAGGAAAUUUGUGCAGUUCUGGGUUUAAAAAAGAAAGAAAAGAAGAUAAAGAAGAAAAAGAAAAAGAUACAACAAAAUUUUAUGGUUCAGAAAAUAGUCUUCCUAAGCUCGAUUAUAUAUAGCUUAAUAAUUUUGCUUUCAGGGUUUUAUCCAAAGAUGUCUUUUUUUCCAUUCUCUGCUAAGACCCAUGUCAGAUUAUGCUUUCUGGCAUUCAACAGCGCUAUCUUUCACCUUUUCUCACCAGAGGAAAAGAUUAUGUGUUGAGAAAUACUUCUGGAAAACAUGUCAGUGUGUUUACUUUAAAACAUUGUUCAAUAGCCCACAUGAUACUGUACGGGUAAUGUUGAAAUUUAUACGUGUUCUUAAACAAAACGCUCUAGCAUUUGAAUUAGCAUACUAAUCUCAAAAAACUGGUUGAAAGCUUGGUUCUUGAAUGUCAUUUUAGUUUCCUGAGGCAAGUGGCAUUAACAAUGGUUGAUUAAAGGGAUAAUAAACAUAAACACUACAUGACCAUUUUCACACAGUGCCAAGUGUGUGUGGUCCCAGUAACUGCUUUUGUUUGGAGUCAUGUGCUCUAGAUAAUGAUCUUGUCAGGCUGAAAACAUUCCAGCUGUUUUCAUUUCAGCCAAAUAUAACAUUCUGUUAUUUAUUUCUCUUUUUCAUGACGAGUUUGAGGUAGUUCUUUCAGAGUUGGCUCAUGAACACUUAUGGAAUAGUAUGUAUGCUACCAUUUUAUUAGUGCAGAAGAUAAAUGGCAAGUCAAAGUCUUACAAGGAGAAUAUCACUCUUGCUGUUAAAAUUUAUGUAACAUUUGACUUUGGCUAAAUUUAAGAUGUUAUUUAACUCGAUAUAUUUACAAAAUGUGGUACAGGAAUCAUAGUCAUAGACCAAAUAUGUAAAGCAGUUUUUGCCCUUGUGUAUGUACUCUGUACAGGUCAUUUUUUUGCAUGUUAGUCAUAUGCACACAGGUAGGACAUUUGGGGGAUUCUGUGUUUCUCUUUGCCCUGAGGCGAGAUUUAUAGUGGAGUUAAGUGUACAUGACGUUUGUGUUAGGGGGUGCAUAAAUGAAGGGUUUGGAGGUUUAGCACUGUGGCAGGCCAAGCUUGCCAGACUCAUGGUAUGGGAUUAACAUAACAUGACAUAACAUUAACCAGUGAGUCAGCUGGUAAAAAUGAAGCUCUUCUUUCAGAGUUAAUGACCAUUUGGGUGCUACAGCCAGGGAGAAUCAGAGAUCUUUACUUUUCUUAUUUAUAUGAAAUGGCUUUGAUUGUGUUUAAGGAUUAAGAGUGGUCUGGUGAUACAUUUGAUUGAAUUGGCCACUGAUCUGAAAGCAGUUUGAAGAGUUUAGGGCAUGGGUAUCCAAUCCUAUCCGUAAAGGGCCGGUAUGGGUGCAGGUUUUCAUUCCAACUAAGCAGAAGCUACACCUGAGUCUCCUGAACAUCAAGAUCAACUGAGUAAACAAGUGGCAUCAGGUGGGACUUCUGCUUGAUUGGUAUGAAAACCUUUAGGAAUAAGAUUGGACACGCCCGAUUCAGGGUUUUCAUUUCUUGUCCUAAGUGUCCCACUGUCAUGUAGGUUUAUGUUUUGAAAGAAUACUUUUUAAUGGAACGCUUGAUAACUACCAGCUCUAUGACUGAUGCCUGUGCUGGUGUGUAACACUUGCUGUGCGUCCUCACCAAAAACCACAGGUCAUCCAGAAAACAUCUGACCUUUUUGUCCACAUUACAGUGUUCAGUCUCACUGUGACCUUAGAGAAGAACCAAAGUAGUUCAUCAUCAGCAUGACUGCAUGCGGACAUGUGGAUAUUAUUACUCUUGCCAGUCAGAUUCAGGUGUCUGUUGAGAUGCUAGGAAUGAUGAUGGCAUUCACAUUGGUAAUCCCACUAAGCUUGCUGUAGCUAUGGGCCUUCCCCGAGAGAAUGCACUCUCAAGGAAGCACAUAUGCCAGCUACUACAUCCAGAGGUAGGACAAAUUAUAAAUGGUUUGGAAAGGUGAAUGUGGCUCUUUUCACCAGUGACAAAUCAACACCUUAAAUAGCCCGUUGUGGAUCUCCACUAGGACAGGAUACCUAUUCCUUUCUUCCACUACUUCUGAUUCUUCCCAUAUUGCUAGUGGUCUUGAAAUGGCCAGGAAGACCUUGAAUCCCAUGGUUCCUUUCAGUAAUAGUUGGAUCACCUUAGUGGUUUCCUCCUUUAGCAGAUCUGCCAUCUUAUAUGGAUGCUGAGAACUGGUACUCUCAGUGAAAUCACCAGCUGUGGACAGCCAUCUGGGACACAGGUCUUAAUUGCCCAGCAAUGGAAGCUGUUCUACAAAUGAUGCUCCCCUCAUUAGCUGUUUUCUGCACAUUGCUUCCUUCCAAGAUUCUGACUUUCCUUCAAGUCCCCACCUGCUCUAAAUGUAUAUGUGGCAGUCACUGAGUGCCCCACCAAAACGUGAAUGGUGUCUAUUUACACCGAGGAAAUUCUAGGGACUGUGGGGACCUAAGGCAGGAAAAAGUGAGAGCCUACAUGAUUUUUAUGAAGCUUCAAUACAAUAAGUCACCUACAGUAUAACUUUCUGAAUGUGUUGGUGUUACAUUUUGUACACUAGAUGUAGUGCUAGAUCAACCUCCUCAAUUAAACAUUCAUCAUAAAUCAUUUCAUCACAACAGAACUCUUUUAUGACUUUUAUA
This is a messenger RNA of Hemibagrus wyckioides, 5826 nucleotides long. RefSeq names its product wingless-type MMTV integration site family, member 2Ba (gene wnt2ba). Gene Ontology annotation, biological process: neuron differentiation; canonical Wnt signaling pathway; cell fate commitment. Lineage: Eukaryota; Metazoa; Chordata; Actinopteri; Siluriformes; Bagridae. The coding region runs from base 303 to 1418 and encodes 371 amino acids. Gene Ontology annotation, cellular component: extracellular region. The record is from RefSeq and is a predicted model, not a curated record. Gene Ontology annotation, molecular function: frizzled binding; cytokine activity. The transcript has 5 exons.